Molecule: messenger RNA, 2168 nt
Organism: Manduca sexta (tobacco hornworm)
Lineage: Eukaryota; Metazoa; Arthropoda; Insecta; Lepidoptera; Sphingidae
Product: monocarboxylate transporter 13-like
Biological process (GO): monocarboxylic acid transport; transmembrane transport
Molecular function (GO): monocarboxylic acid transmembrane transporter activity
Source: RefSeq, a predicted model, not a curated record
AUUCUCAAGAAAUAUUUAUCUUUCAGUCCAGUGUUUCCUCGAUUAUCUGCUAUUUUCGUGGUCAGUCGGAGGGCGGCAACGCGCGCGGUUGGACGCCUGCCGAGACACAUACUUUGUGUUCAUUUUCAUUUGCGACUAUACCUGGUUCGUCUAUGAAACGUGUUAAAUAAUUAAAUUGUUAACAGACAAGGAUUUAAAAACAUACACCUUCAUUCAUCAGUUUUGUUUGUUGGUAACAGUUACCGAAAACCGAAAGGAAAAUGCCCAGAAUUUUAAGAAGCACGUCUAUAUUAAAUGAAGUUUUGAAUCGCAGAUAGGCCCAAAGAUAAUGGUUUACAACCAUAGAUAACAGGAAUAGAGAUUUAUUUUGUUGUUACGCGUACUCCUUCCUCAUAGCUCUUCCAGUUAAGUUUAUCCGUUAAAUAUAUUAAAUAAUAAAUAGUCAAUACCGCUAAACAGUGCCUCUAAAGUUCACUAAAUUCUAACAAAGCUAUUAUAAAAAUAAAUUACAUCAAUAACAUAUCUUACGACAAUAUUCUUCGCAUAACAAAGUAUUUUAAGCACAUAUUUUAAUAUAGUGAUAUUUAUAAAUAAAGAUCAUAUCAACUGCCCUAUAAGUGACAAGUUACUAGUGCCAAAGAGUUAACUGGAAGAUGUCUCACGGCGUGGCGAAGAGCGCGAAGAACGGGAGCGAUGCGCACGCGCCGGAGUCGUCGCGGGACGGUUCCGAGAGCCCGCCGCCGCCGCCCGACGGGGGCUGGGGCUGGAUGGUCGUCUUCGCCUCCUUCAUGAUACAUAUUGUCACCGAUGGCAUGACCUAUUCGUUUGGCGUGUUCUAUGCGGAGUUCCUGACCUACUUCGAAGAGGGCAAAGGCAAAACCGCUUGGAUCGUCUCCAUCCUCGUCGGGGUCACCCUCAGCUCAGGUCCCAUAUCGAGUUCGUUCGUGAAUCGCUGGGGCUGUAGAACGGUGACCGUUGCUGGUGCGCUACUGUCGGCGACUUGUGUGGUGAUUUCUGCUUUCGCGAACAAUGUGCUCACGCUCAUUGUCACCAUCGGCGUUGGCGCUGGAUUCGGGUUCGGCCUCAUUUACCUGCCUGCCAUCGUCAGCGUCACUGUUUGGUUCGAACGAUACAGGAGUCUUGCUACAGGCAUAGCAGUAUGCGUCGGACUUGGAACAUUCUUAUUUGCACCAAUCACGUCAGCAUUAAUUACAAAAUAUGGUUGGAGAGGAGCCAUGGCGAUCAUCGGUGCGCUUGUCCUCAACUGUAUCCCAUUGGGCCUCAUAUUCCGACCUGUGCCCGAGCGCCCGCGGACGCCAGUCACGGAACCGAUGCUACCCAAGAAAAACAAGUCUCCUCUCAAAAGAUCUCAAAGCACGGAACAAGUGACUAAAGCAAAUGGAAAGGUGGAUGAUGGAGAUAUUGCAAGGCUAACUCUUUCGCAACCUGCUUUAAACAAGCCACACGAACAAAAACAACAACCAUACUCUCGGCACGGCAGUGGAAUAAUGCAGAGACCUGAUGUCUUGUACCAAGGAAGUAUGACCAGCCUUGCCAAGUUCAGGGCACCAUCGCCCGAAAGAGCGCACACCUCAAAGAAGAAAGAGAAGAGAGGUGCGAAUGUUUACCCUGCUCGGCAGAAUCGAGAGCUGCUUUGUCUGAAAUGUUGGACUUGUCUUUACUUGUGGACCCAAUAUUUAUAUUAUUUGCAGUCUCAAACUUUUAACCAGCAUUGGUUUUACAUACCAUACGUUUAUACAGUGCCUAUGAGUGAAAAAUUGGGAAUAGAAAAUCCACCGUAUUUAAUUUCUAUAAUAGGAGCUGCGAAUCUGGUGGGAAGAAUUAUUUUGGGAUACAUAAGUGAUAAGCCGUGGGUGAACCGCUUAUUAGCUUAUAAUUUAUGUCUUACUAUCGCUGGAAUAAGUACAGCAAUGGCAAUGUUUUGCUGGGAAUUUUGGGGUUUAGCUAUGUAUGCAACCACAUUCGGCUUUACUAUUGGUGCUUAUGUGGGGCUAACAUCUGUAGUGCUCGUCGAUCUUCUUGGCCUGGAGAGACUGACAAAUGCGUUUGGUCUACUUCUACUGUUUCAAGGGAUCGCUUCGCUUAUCGGACCUCCUUUCGCAGGUUUACUAUACGACGCCUUGCAGUCGUAUGCGCCAGGAUUUUAC